GUGCCCAUAAAAAAUGCUGUAAUCCUAAACUUUGCACUCUAAAGAAAAUGCAGAGUGUGGCUCUGGGCCAUGCUGUAAUGUAAACACUUGCAAGAUAUUCCCAUCGGUAAUUUGGAAAAAAAACAAACAAACAAAAACUUCAAUUUGAAUGACAUAAUACCAAGUGUGUAUCCAUCAGUUGUAACUUGAUGAUGAGCAGCCAAGCAAAGAAAAGCAAACACAGACUUAAGAAGCUUAAGAUAUAUGAUAAAGGACAUUUAUGUAGGGAAAAAAGAGAUCUGUGUGAUUUACAAGAAUAUUGCAAUGGAACAUCUGAGUUUUGUGUAAAUGAUCGCCAUGCUGCUGAUUUGGAAGAGUGUAGUGAAAACAGCGCCUAUUGCUAUAAAGGAAUAUGCCAAGAUGCAGAUAUACAGUGUUCAAACUUAUUUGGAAAAUUUGCUAAAGGAGGUCCUCGACUGUGUAUAGAAGAAGUGAAUUUUCAAAAUGACAAAUUUGGAAACUGUGGUGGACGUUGUAGUUUCAGACAUGUCUUUUGUGGAAAAAUGGUUUGUCACUGGUCACAUUCACAGAUAGUACCAAUCAUUGACCAUGAUGUGCAAUAUACUUAUAUUGAAGGCUUUGUAUGUUUGUCUGCACAUUUAAGAAAUUCUUCAAGAAGUGAUGAGACCUAUAUGAAAUCUGGUACUUUUUGUGGUCCAUACAAGGGUUGUAUUGGGCGCUCAUGUCGAGAAGUUUUACAUUUAAGGAAUUGGACACUGUGUGAUGCAAAUAACCAUUGCCAAGGACAUGGGAUUUGCAACGAUGUCCUUAAUUGUCAUUGUGAUGCUGGAUAUUUUCCCCCAAAGUGUGAUUUAGACCCACAAUCACCAGGAGGAAGCAUAGAUGAUGGGAAUUGGUCUCCAGGAGGUAGAAAGAUGCCCUUAUUGGUAAAACGACCUCAAAAAAAUUGCCUUUUGAUAAGUUUCUACGUUUUCUACCUUUCCUCAUUUUAACUGCCAUUAUUGGUCUUAAAUGGAAAAAAAUGAAGGAAUUUUGGCAUAGAGCAGAAACUGCAAGUAUGGGAUCUUUCUCAGAAGUCAGCAAUAGUAACAGCAGUCAGUCAUAGAGUUAAAGCAAUUAAAUGAUAGUAUUGAAAAGCCAUAAGAUGGAGAAAGGAUAUCACCAAGAAACUCACUGUAAACUGGCCCGAUCCAAGAAUGGAAAAAAACCUGUGUUGCUCUCCUUUUGUUGUGGCGAAAAGCUUUCAUUUUCACGAGCUAAAAUAAAAUCCUAUGACUGAAAAUAUG
Microcebus murinus (gray mouse lemur) is the source of this 1286-nucleotide messenger RNA. Lineage: Eukaryota; Metazoa; Chordata; Mammalia; Primates; Cheirogaleidae. The record is from RefSeq and is a predicted model, not a curated record.